ACCUUGAAGUGUUUUGAUUCACUAUAUUGGGAAAAUUAAUUCCUCAUGCUCCCAGACAACAAUGGCCAAUGAAAUCAUCGAUGGCAAUGACAUUUCCAGAAAUUACUGAUGUUUUUUAUUUCCUUUAGUGUAAACCAGUUCUUGCGAUUAGUAGAGGUAUCGUGUAAAACAAUCCUGACUUCAUUGUUACUUUGACGUUUGUUGGUAAACAAUAAUCAGCUGUUUGCGUUGGGGACAAAACAGUAACUCAAAAUUUCAGUGACAAACUUCCAUCAACCUUCGCUAACUCUAUAAACAGUUGUAAAUAGUAAGUCAACAGUAAUUGAAAGUAACUAUUAACUAUUCCUACGUAAGCAUUUAUAACAAAGAGAACCAACCCGGAAGUGUUGCAUAUCUGCCGAGAAUUGCAGCAAUACUUACAUUGCUGGACUGGUGGCCGAAAAUAGAUUUUUGGCCUAAAUUCCCAAACAUUUGCAACGCUUUCAGCUCGUUGAUUCCGAUAUCAAAAUUAUCAAAUUAUCACGUUGAAAAUGAGUGAUGAGAGAACACCAAGUGAACCUAAAGAUACAGGAAAUUUACCCAGAAACAGGACAACUAGUGAGUGUUCAUUUACCAGCGACGAUGGAGCAGUUGGAUUUACUGGAAAUAGGCAGCGAACGACUUCCCAACAAUUCAUGGUUACCAGUGGAUUGACUGCUGCGUCACCCCCAAAAUUUGUUUCGUUGGAAGAAAUUAUGCAGGCGGCUAAUGGGAUGAGAGAUAUGGCUUUGGUGCAUCAAAUUGUUGUCGACAAAGACUUCAAGUUGAAGAAGGCUGAACCAGAUCCAAACAGUGUGCAAAAAGUUGUUAAGGACACGAUGCAUAAAGCUUUUUGGGACAUUUUGAGACAGCAGUUGGCUGAAGAUCCUCCCAAUUAUACGCUGGCAUUUACUCUUUUGGAAGAGAUAAAACAAGGAUUAUUUUCAUUGCUCCUACCACAGCAUACAAGAAUACGACAACAAAUUUCGGAAAUUUUAGAUUCUGCUCUCAUCAAACAGCAAGCAGAACAAGGGACUUUGGAUUUCAAGAAUUACGCACAAUAUGUAGUAUCUGUAAUGUCGAAGUUAUGUGCACCCAUUCGAGAUGACAAAAUUACAGAAUUGACAGAAACUUCAGACGUUAUCGACACCUUCAAAGGCAUUCUCGAGACUUUAGACUUGAUGCUGUUGGAUAUGGCGAACUUUACACUGCAAAUGGCGAGACCGGAUAUAAUAACGCACAGUGUGGAUUGGGAAAGGAAAAAGUUUGCAGAUUUUUUAGCUCUUCAACCUGAUGGUUUGGAACAAACUCGUAGAUGGUUGACGAAGUAUAUAAAAAAUGAUCAGCCUGUACCGCAAGACGUUGAGUACGAGAAGUUUAUCAGGAUAGUAUUGAAAAAAUCAUUUUUGCAAGCGUGCGUAGAUUUAUUGGAUUGGCCGGAAAAUGAAGAAUAUCCCGAGACUUUCAUGUUGGAUGUCGAAAGAUUAAUUGAUUUACAAGUGAGGACUUUCCGGUUAAUUGGCACAGCAACAAUACUACUGGUGACAGUCAGCAGUCUGGGAGCUGAUUUGCAAACGUUAGCACCUUUCAAACAAUCUUUGAAGGACCAUAUUUCUAUACUAUUGCAAAACGUGAAAAAUGAUAAGGACCUGAUUGACGUUUUACCAAACGUUGCUGAACAGGUGAUAAACGAUGUAAAAGAAGCUCAAAGAAAAUAUGAAUUGCCAGAAAUGUUUCAAGCAGUCGAGGCAACUUUGAAACAGCAAAUAUUGGACACGGGAUUAGCUGAUCAUAAAGUGAGGGGUAUUGUUAAGCAAAGGGUGAAGGAUUUCUUUCAGGAUAUUAUCGAGUCUUCAACUGCUGCACCCCAGAAAGUGCCUUCCGGUUUGACUGCUUUACAGAAGGAACUCACGGAAGUUGCGGGUCAAUUUCUGAGAAUCGUUUCUCACAACAGUACCGUAUUUUGCAUUUAUUAUUACGACAUUGUUGCUUCGGUGCUGCCUAAGCCAAGUCAAGCUUCAAAUUAACUUCAGUCAGUUGAUUUUUUAUAUAUUCAUUGAUUAACAAUUAUCACAAUAAUGUAAAUAAUGUUUCCCGUAUUUAUUCAGACAUGCUUUUGGUUGUAAUUAGUAAUCUCCGUACUUUUAUAAACUGUGUAACAGAACCAAUAUGACUAUUAUAUCUAGCUAAUUAUAUUUUUAUCACAGGCAGA
Leptinotarsa decemlineata (Colorado potato beetle) is the source of this 2230-nucleotide messenger RNA. Its product is annotated as T-complex protein 11-like protein 1. The record is from RefSeq and is a predicted model, not a curated record. Gene Ontology annotation, biological process: signal transduction. Lineage: Eukaryota; Metazoa; Arthropoda; Insecta; Coleoptera; Chrysomelidae.